AUGGACGCGGAGUUGAAGGCGGCGAAAACCGCAUACCGACACGCCAAGACGGAGGGGAACCACCGUGAGGAAGCACGGUGGGCCAACGUCAUCGGCGACAUACUGAAAAACAGAGGAGAAUACGUCGAAGCCCUCAAAUGGCUUCGAAUCGAUUACGACGUUUCGCUCAAGCAUUUGCCGGAGAAACACUUGCUCCCAACUUGCCAAUCCCUCGGCGAAAUCUAUCUCCGUCUCGAACAAUUCUCCGAUGCGCUAAUUUACCAGAAAAAACAUCUAGAGCUUGCGAGGGACGCUAACGACCUCGUUGAGCAACAAAGAGCGAGCACGCAACUCGGUCGCACUUACCACGAACUGUUCUCGCGAUCAGAUCACGACCAUAACUCGAUUCGCAACGCUAAGAAGUAUUUCAAGUGCGCGAUGGAGCUAGCGGUGGAUCUCAAGGAGAACCCUCCCAACAACAAGUCUUCUUUUCUCAAGGAAUACAUAGAUGCUCACAACAACAUUGGCAUGCUGGAAAUGGAUCUUGAUAACUUGCACGAGGCGCGGAAGAUCUUAACGAAAGGAUUGGAUAUUUGUGACGAAGAGGAGAUUAGUGAAUUUGAUGAUGGACGCAGCAGGCUGCAUCAUAACCUUGGGAAUGUGUAUAUGGAACUAAGGAAUUGGGAUGAAGCUAGAAAAAAUAUCAAGAGGGAUAUUCAGAUUUGUAACAGAAUUGGACACCGUCAAGGGGAAGCCAAGGGCUAUAUUAAUCUUGGUGAAGUGCAUUACAGGACUCAGAAGUAUGAAGAAGCGCGGUCUUACUACGAGAAGGCGCUUGCUUUGGCAAAGACAUUGGAAGACGAGGAUGCUUUGGUUAGGCAAAUUGAGCAGAAUAUUGAAACUCUGAGAGAAGCUGUUAAAGUGAUGGCUGAUAUAAAGAAAGAACAGCAGAACCUUAAAAAACUCAAAAGAGAUAUAGCCACUGCCAGGGGGACACCACAUGAGCGCAAAUGUUUGCUGCUGCAAAAUGCGUCUCUUGAACGCCUUGUUGAGAAAACAAGGAUGAUCUCUGCGUGGGAGAAGGUAUCAACUCCUUGUGAAGCUAUGAUAUAUUUAAUAAUAAUAAUUAACCUUAAGUGUGACCUUUCUGACUAAUCAAUGUUUUGUUAGCAUUGUGAAUUUGCUAAGGAGAAGAAGAAAAUAGCAAGUGAACUCUGUGAUAGGCAAAGGCUAGGUGACACAUAUAUGGAUGUUGCAGAAUCAUACCAGAAGCUCAGAAAAUUCAACAAGGCAAUCAAAUGGUACAAAAAGAGUUGGGAAAUGUACAAAACAAUUGGUAACUUAGAGGGGCAAGCACUGGUGAAAAUUAAUAUUGGUAAUGUUUUAGAUUCUACUCAUAAUUGGAGAGAAGCCUUGGAUGCAUUUCAAGAGAGCUACAGGAUUGCUGUUGAAGCAGAUCUUCCUGAUGUCCAACUCUCUGCCUUGGAAAAUAUGCAUUAUAGCAAUAUGAUCAGAUUUGAUGAUGAGGAUGAGACGAGGAGGUUGAAGCUUCUAAUUGAUAAGCUGAAGAAAUCAGAAGAAAAAGAGCCAGAAGCUAAAAGUAUGCCAGAGGAUUGUUGCUCUGAGACUGAUACUGAAGCAGAUGAUUAUCUGUCAAAUAGUGGGUCGGAUGAUGUUUGCUUUCCAAAGAAAUUUUCUAGAUCAAAAACUCUGACCAGUGGAAAAGAAUUGAAAGAUGACUUGCCUCUUAUGUCACUUUAUGGCUCCAUAAAAGGUUCAUCCAGAAAUAUAGCAGGCCACAUGAAAAGUUUUACCAACUCUACCAAGCAAGCUGAGCACUCACCCAGAAGUCAGGAAAAUACAACCAGCAACCAUCAGACAGUUGUUGGUCGGAAACGUGUCCGUAUAAUUCUUUCUGAUGAUGAUGACGAGGAGGAGGAGGAGUGUUCAAGCAGAAAGGAUCGUGACUUCUUGUCAGAGGACUUGCCUAAUUGUGAUGCAAACACGAGUAGAGCUAGUCCUUGUAAAAUUCAGGUUAUCUUAGAGAAGGGAUCUAAGUGUGCAAUUAAUGUUGAAGAAAGUAGUAGUUCUUUCAAAUGCUCGAGUCCACAUACAGACACUAAAACUGGAAGACAUUCCAAGUCCUUGAGCAAUGAUAUAGUUGCUGAACCUGAUUUUCGUAAUGGUUCUAAAUGUGACACAGAUGUCUCUGGCAAACAAAUUGGUAUUGCCCAUCCAAUGCCACAUCAUUCCCAAAAUGAUCAAUAUAUUACUUGCCGGAUUGGGAAUGAUCUAAUACACGUAGAAGCAACCUUGUGUACCACUGGUAAUCAGUUGAAAGUUGACUCUUUGAAGGCCGUACUUGCAUGCUUAUACUACCUACAAUAUCCAACAGAAAAGAGAUCAGAGGGUUUGUUGCCCAUUAUUGAGCAUAUCAAAUGUGCUGGAAGAGAUCUCGAAUCGCUUGAAACAACUCAAAAUCUUAAGGAACUACUGGGAAAUGACAUGGUUGAAGCUUCUGUUGAUGGAUGGAUUCACAAGCGCCUGAUAAAAAUGUACAUAGACUGCUGUAAGGAGUUGUCUGAGGUACCAAAUAUCAAGGUACUGAAGAAACUUUACAAUUUAGAGGUGUCAGAUGAUGAAAUUGUGGUUUCUGACUGUGACCUGCAAGAUUUGUCUAUUACACCGUUGAUAAAUGCCCUGCAUUCCCAAAAGUCAUUUGCAAUGCUUGACCUCUCACACAAUUUGUUAGGAAAUGGGACAAUGGAGAAACUUCAAAAGGUGUUCACAGAAUCAAGUCAAUCUUAUGGUGGCUUAAGUCUUGAUUUGCAUUGCAAUCGAUUUGGCCCGACAGCUUUGUUUCAGAUUUGUGAAUGCUCUGUUCUAUAUGCUCGCCUAGAAGUGCUUAACCUUUCUGGAAACCGUCUUACUGAUGCGUGUGGAUCUUAUCUAUCAACAAUCUUAAAAAAGUGUACGGCUCUUUGUAGCUUGAAUGUAGAGAACUGUUGUAUCACAUCCAGAACUGUUCAAAAGAUUGCUGAUGCAUUGGACUCUAGAUCUGUACUUGCCCAUCUUUGUAUAGGACACAACAGCCCUGUAUCUGGAAAUGCUAUUGUCAAUCUUCUGUCCAAGCUUUCUACUUUGAAAAGGUUUUCUGAGUUGAAUAUGAGUGGUCUAAAACUAGGCAAACCAGUUGUCGAUACCCUUUGCAAGCUUGCAGGGGCCUUAACUUUGUCAGGACUGAUACUUGGAGGCACGGGUGUUGGAACUGAAGGGGCAAUAAAAUUGGCAGAAUCAUUGCUCAAAGGGACUGAAGAACUUGUGAAACUUGACCUAUCAUAUUGCGGUCUAACAUCUAACUGUGUUUUAAACAUCGGUGCUAAUUUUUUUUGUUCCAUCCUUGAGCUGAACCUGGAAGGAAAUCCUAUUAUGUCUGAGGGUGGCAAUGCUUUAUUUUCUCUUCUCGUAAACCCACAAUGCUGUCUCAAAGUUUUGGUCCUUAGAAAGUGUCAACUUGGGCUUGCUGGAGUUCUUCACGUAAUUGAGGCUCUGGCAGAGAAUAGCUGCCUGGAAGAGCUGAAUCUUGCUGAUAAUUCUGUUCUAAACGAAGUUUCUGCUCUACAAUAUGAUUUAUCAGUAAAAAGCUGUUCACAAAACCAGGAGCAGAAACUUAAUACAGGUCUGUCAAUCCAGGAGCAGAAACUUGAUACCAUGGAAGUUGAUGAUAAUCAAGAGGUCCUUUGCUCCCUAAACACUACCUACCAUCAGCUGGAAGUUGCUGAUAGUGAAGAUAUGGCAGUUAGAGCAGAAGCUACUGCUUCUGGAAUUGACGACAGCUGUGCCAGUUCAUGUCAAAGAAAUUCAUCUCCCGAGUGCCAUUUCAUACAACAGUUUUCAAUUGCUAUUGGUAAGGCGGCAAACUUGCAAUUACUGGACCUUAGCAAUAAUGAUUUUUCUGCACAAGCUGCAGAAACAUUCUAUGGUUCAUGGACAACUUUACGACACCUUUCAAGUCAGAAGCACAUUAAUGAGCAGAUUAUUCAUUUCUCAACGAAGGAAAACAAGUGCUGCAGAGUGAAACCUUGCUGCAAGAAGGUUUGAUUAGUAGCCCCCAUGCUAGUAUCCACACCAAAGAAUAAGAGCCAAUUCACCAGUCAAUGUUUGAGGGCAUUUUUAUGAAUAAAAAGGCGUUUAUUGCUCUGCUUAUAAAUGUAUCAUCGACAGCUGUAAUUUA
Messenger RNA from Abrus precatorius (Indian licorice), 4213 nucleotides. RefSeq names its product protein TONSOKU. Gene Ontology annotation, biological process: epigenetic regulation of gene expression; response to DNA damage checkpoint signaling; meristem structural organization. Gene Ontology annotation, cellular component: nucleus. The transcript is spliced from 20 exons. Gene Ontology annotation, molecular function: protein binding. The record is from RefSeq and is a predicted model, not a curated record. NCBI's taxonomy places the organism in Eukaryota, Viridiplantae, Streptophyta, Magnoliopsida, Fabales, Fabaceae.